AUGGCGGUUUCAAGUUCAUUAACAACCAUUAAUUCAUCCAACAUAGGUUUUCGGCUUUUGAAGAAACAAGGUUGGAAAGAGGGAACUGGUCUUGGGAUUUCUGAGCAGGGAAGGUUGGAGCCUGUAGCAACCUACGUGAAGAAUAAUAAACUGGGCCUGGGAGCAGACAAAUUACAGAAGAAGAAGCUGCGUUCAGAAACCAAGGAAUCUCGACUCGCAGCAAAGAAGAGGACGAAGAUACAGGAGUUGGAAAAAAGAUUGCAAGAGAAGGAAUUUGAGCGCGCCUUUUGUAGGGAGUUCUGGCCAGAUAAUGUUUGACUCAAAACCUGCAUCGAUAUCUUCUCAUAAGGUGAAUUGUGACUCAACUUUUCAGAGUUGAGCAUUUAAGUUCAUUAGGAGUAAUUUCUGUGUUAACUUUCUUAAAAGACUUGAUUUAUUUGCUAGUCUACUAUAGUGCGAAUGGCCAGAGCGGUGUUAUCUUCUCUGUUCUUCCUUUGAACUCAU
Molecule: messenger RNA, 504 nt
Organism: Rosa rugosa (rugosa rose)
Lineage: Eukaryota; Viridiplantae; Streptophyta; Magnoliopsida; Rosales; Rosaceae
Exons: 1
Coding region: 1-318 (105 amino acids)
Molecular function (GO): nucleic acid binding
Source: RefSeq, a predicted model, not a curated record